CCCGCCGCCCGCUGCUCUGCGCCGCCGCCGCCCUGGCGGGCGUGCCCCGCUCCGUGGCCGGAGCGCCCCCGCCACUGCCGGCGCUGGAGUGCGGGGCCGCGCUGCCGCAGGCGGGUGGGGGCGACGCCGCGGGCGCGCGCGAGGACGCCGCCGACGGCGCCUGGGCCGCCGACGCCGCCUUCUUUGGGCCCAACGCGCUCCAGUUCGUCGCCGGCACGCGGGGGGCCUGCGCGGCGGGCGCGCUGGUGCUGCGGCCCGGGGGCGCGGCGGUGAACUUCUCUCCGGGCGCGGGGCUCUGUGUGGUCAAGGCGGGGACGCCGCCGGGCCUCCCGCGGCGGCCGUGCGGGGGCGUCUGGUCCGCGGAGGUCGCAGCCGCGGCGCCGCGGGGCGGCCGCGCGCGGCCGCGCGCCGGGGCCGCGCUGGCGGCGGGCCGCUGCGAGAGGCAUCGCAUCAACACGUCCUGCAGCGGACACUGGGCGAGGCAGUUCAGGGAAUUCGACAGCAGGGCGUACCUCAAUAGGGAGUCUAGGGAACACUUCACAAUAUGCAGAGAGCGCCUCAGCAGGGCGCCCCACCGCAGGCAGCCCAGGGACUCCAGGGACUGCCUCUGCAGGCUGUCCAGGGUGCACCACUGCGCCUUGCGUGGCCUCCGCCAAGCUCCCGCCCCCCUGCCGGCGUGGAGUUGCGCUGCAGGGUGGCCACCUGGAUAUGGGAUUGACACGGGGAAGGGCAGGGACAGGUGCGAAGGCAGGAGCAGCAUGGAGUGGAUGGACCAGGUCAAAGGCAAGGGCAAGAUAGGGCUCCCUCAUGCCCAGAACUCGCAACAGGCCCUGAAGGAGUUCACGGCGACUUGGGGAGAUUUGGGCCCGGAGCGGCGCCCAGGCACCUCGGCCCCCACGCUUUUUCUCGCGGCCCCCGCGGGCCCCGAACCCUUGGGAUAUAACGGCGCUGGAGUCAGAUAUUUCUACAGAGGCAGUGGCGACGCCUCGUCCAAGGAGGCUCGAGGAAGCACCCUCACUGGGGGCGCCAUUGCGACGCGUCGCCACAGGUGGACCAAGCAGUUGUCGAGCGAUUUUCUCACGGGGGCCGCGAUGCCCACUCAGGUUGGAGGGGCCCGGGAAAGGGCGGACGCGGCUGCGCGUCGCGUGGGAUCUUGCGCUGAGGCCAAGCAGGCGCCGGGCGCUCCCGCCGCUGUUUCGCGCAUCGACCUCGCCGGCGCCUUCGACCGCGCCGCCCCCCAGUUUGCUAUCCAGCUGCCCGCCAGCGCAGAGCGCGUGGAGUUCCCUGAUUUGCUGCGCCCGGGGGCGGGCGCAGCCGGCCGCCGCCCCGGCGCGGCCCCGAAGCUUUGCGCGGAGGGCCUGGCCCGCGACGACUCCGAGCGGCUAGUCAGACUGUGCAUCUCCGGGGAGGCGCGCGCGGGGCCGCGGCCGCUCGCGCGGCCCCGCCCGGGCGUGCACGCCUGCGUCGCGGUGCCGGCCUCGCGCCGCGAGCUGGUCCGACUCGGCGCCUGGAGAGGCUACCAGUUCGUCGGCGCGGAGGGCGGGGCGGAGUGGGCCCUGCUGCGGGGGCUCCUGUCGCGUGAGGAGGCUCGCCUCGUCCUGUCGCGGAUGCCGCCGCUCGACGCGUUCGAGGCGAAGCCCGACUCGAUUGACGGCGCCGCGACCCACGAGUUCUACGUCUACAAGGCAGCCAGGCUGCUGCACCGGCCGCUGGAUGAUGUCAUGCGCCCCGCGAUGGACAGGGCCAUGUUGUUCGUGCGCGCGCGGUACGCGUGCGACACGUGUGUGGUCUGCUUCUCGCUCGUGCGCCGCUACCUGGAGGGCGAGAGGCGUGGGCUCCACGCUCACCAGGACAUGCAGGCCUCCGUGUCGGUGGUGUUCACGCUGAAUUCCGAGGACUACGAGGGCGGCCUCUUCCUCAUGAGCAACUACAGCGCCGCCCAGAGCUACCUGCCGCUGCGAACGGGAGACGCCGUGGUCCACCAGGCCGACCUGCUGCACGGUGUCGCGGUGAGCCGCGGAAAUCGCUGGAGCUGGAGCCUCUGGAUUAAGCCAGAGGCAGAGUGCAACAUGUUCGUCACGGUUAAGGGGCACUUCACGGCCGCCGACAGCGACGGCGACGGGAGGCUCAGCAUCGCGGAGGCGGAGGAGUUUGCACGGAGGGCCAACCUCCAGCGGCCCAGCGCGGCGCCCGGGCGGGGCCGGGAGGUUGCCGCAGCUCUGUUGCGCGUUGCCGACAUGGACGGCGACGGGCUUCUUGAUGCCUACGAGGCUUUCACGGUGGUCUUCAAGUCCACGAUGCCCAGCAUGCCGCCAAGGGUGCGGUAG
Messenger RNA from Prorocentrum cordatum, 2327 nucleotides. NCBI's taxonomy places the organism in Eukaryota, Dinophyceae, Prorocentrales, Prorocentraceae. The record is from the annotation of a GenBank genome assembly.